UUGGGCGGAUGUCCGCGUGCUCAGCCGUUUCAUUGGUACUGGUGCCACCGUGUGGCUCUGUCGGGCCUUGACAGAACUCAGAGCGGACGUACGGAAAGUGUCGCACACACGAAACUACGGCCAAGUGUCUGCAAAUUCAGUUAAUCUACAAAAACAUCUUGAGCGACGAGGUCAGAGGUGGGACUUCGCGAACAAACAUACAAACACGUUACGUCUAUGGGAACACACGAGAAUGCGCUAUGCGUGUCCUGAUUGGACACUGUAACUGGCUGUAGGCGGGACAUCCGAGAUCCUAACCAAUCGGCGAGCCGUACUGCUAACCUUGCAGAGGCAGCAGGGGUGACGGACUGGGCGCAGGAGGCUGAGGGCUGACAAUGCGAUAAAAACUCGGAAAUGCUGCUUCAUGCGCACACCUUCUAAUGGCUUCCAUCGCCAUUGCUGCUACUUUCAGGUGAAUCAGUGGAAAGGCGACCGUGAGCGCGCCGUUGCGGCAGAGGGGACAGACAUGGCACCCGGAGCGUGAGCACGGAGGGAGAGAGAUAUCGGGACGCGAGCGGCACUGCGGGACACGGCAGCAACAUGUCCUACAGCAACAGAGAGCUGGUGGAGUUCUACGUCAGCUACAAGCUGGCCCAGAAGAACUACUCGUUUGCCCACUUCGUGCCGGAAAGGGCCCGCGAGGAGAAUGAAGACCCGGGCACUACCGAGGUUGGGAGGGCUCGCACCAACGGCGCGGUGAGCAGGGGCGCCUCUCCUGGACCAGCGACGCUGCCGGAGCCCCGCUCUCGGGGCCUGCAGGCGGUGAAGGAAGCGCUGCGCGACUCUGCCAACGAGUUUGAGCUGCGCUACCAGCGCGCCUUCAGCGACUUGUCGUCACAGCUGCACAUCACGCCCGGCACGGCGUACCAGAGCUUCGAGAGCGUCAUGAACGAGGUGUUCCGCGACGGCGUCAACUGGGGCCGCAUCGUAGGGCUUUUUGCCUUCGGGGGAGCACUUUGCGUCGAGUGCGUUGAGAAGGAGAUGAGCCACUUGGUGGCCCGCAUCAUGGACUGGAUGACGGUCUACUUGGACAACCACAUCCAGCCCUGGAUCCAGAGCCAAGGAGGAUGGGACCGCUUUGCCGAGAUCUUUGGGAACGACGCGGCGGCGGAGAGCAGGCGGUGGCGGGAGAACGUCUCCUGGUGGCUCAUGGCCGGCCUCGUGCUGUUUGUCGGUGCCGUGCUCGGCUCCAUCGUCGCCAAGAGGUGCCAGUGACCUGCGAAGAGCCCUCCCCCCCCCCCCCCCCCCCCCCCCCGCCAGCACACCUUCGGAGGUGUGUUGCCAUGGUUGUGUGGGUCCAGCCGCGUCCAUCUGCAACGCGUUGUUUGUCCAACCUCUGUCGCACAUCCCUCUGCCUGUGUCCACUGCGAAAGGCCCCUCUCUCUCGUCUUUCUCUGCGCGUGCUCUGCAUCCCCCAGCCAGGAGGGGGCGCUACUCACCUUACUGCUUUAGUGUGGGGCUGCAGCGGGGGGUGGGGGUCUGCAGCUCUUGUACAGUUUUACUUUUUGAGCUUUACUGGCCAAUAGUAGCAACUCACGUGCGUGUGCGUGUGUGUGUGUCUGUGUGAGAGAGAGAAAGAGAGGGGGAGGGGGAGGGAUUAUUCCUGCCUGUGUGUCAAGCAGGCUGCGCUCUGUGUCCUAAUGUCCUCGUUUUGUUUUUAAUAUUUAAAGUGUUUGUUUUUGCCAUCAUCAUUACUUUGAAACAAUUCUAAUGAAUAUUAUUUUCUUUUUAAUAAAAAGAUAUUUUGUUACCUCCUAAUUUUUUAAGGAAACCUUUUCCUCAUUUGGCUCCGAGGAGCAUCCGGUGCCCACACACACAGCCUUGCGCUCGUGGACACGGGUUUUCCGGCCCACGGCACCGAGGAGCCACCAUUUACCCCGCGUGUCGCUUUGACCGCAUGUGACCAAAACUAACACUGACCAACCCCCCCCCCAACCUCCCACUGUUUUAGGGCGGAGCUUAAACGCCACAGCUGCUAGCUGCCGUCGUCUCGCGUGUGAGCGGGUACAGAAGAGCCAGCGUCGCUGGGACGGUCUGAAUAAGUGUGUCCGUUAAGUGAUGUGCCGGGUUUCAUGGGAAGUGGAGUAUGGAGUGUAGUACGUUUGAACUUCGUUUCCCAUCAACCACCGGAUGGCGCAUCGGUCAACUUCUGCAGUCCAAUAGCAGUGAACUGUCGCAGCUUUGCGAGAGCCGGUGCCACGGACAGAACACUAAAGGAGGGCGGAGGGAGUUCCCUCGUUUGGAAAUGCGUUUGACGUAGCCGCGUUCUCGCGUUUGCCAAGAAUUAAAGUACAACUUUGGGUCGGAUGGCACCAUUCGGUGCUCGCCAGAGUACAGUUAUGGCAGUGCUGCUUCUUAGCUCACCGUGAAACAGAGUUAUUACAGUUAAGCGUAACAUCCAGCAAGCGCUGAGACUAACGGCGGCGAAAGGAGGAUGCGCUCAGUUGCUGAUUGGUAAGGGAGACGACUGGCAGCAUCAUGGCGGCGAUGAGCAAUGCUGCAGCAUCCCAUGGGCCUGAGUGAACAUUGCAGUACCGCUAGUGUUCUGGCCGAGUUGAACACAGGUGUGUGUGUGUGUGUGUGUGUGUGUGUGUGUGUGUGUGUGUGUGUGUGUGUGUGUGUGUGUGUGGUCACCUUCCCUAUGUUGAGAGGAAGAAACUCGUGCAGACUUUUUUGGGGGGGAGGUAUUCGUCCUGAAUUGAGGACAUUUAGUGGACCCGAGUCUGCGGGAGGUCCCUCCGUCCAAGGCGAGGUGCGACGGCUCCGCUGUUGAGAGAUCCGAUCUGCCGUCGGCGCGGAGCCCACGCCCAGUUUUAUCGCUCUGUAAAUUAUUUUAAUUAUUUUGUGUUUACCUGCCAAGUGACGUCGAGCUUCAUCUCACACACAGGGUCCUUAACCUCGUCGGUCAUCUACGUGUGCCACAUGUGCCAACUGUCCUGCACCUUGGUUUCCGUGGAGAUCCGAGCUGUGUGUGUGUGUGUGUGUGUGUGUGUGUGUGUGUGUGUGUGUGUGUGUGUACUGGGCAAUGGCUUAAAAAAUAUAAAAAGCCCAAGAAAAGCAGAGCGUCCGAAAACGCGGUGUACACUAGUUAGGCGAAAUGAUCAUUAGAAUAGCUUGAUUUAGCGACAUUGAGAUCCUUUAAUGAAGAAAAUGUUAUUUAAGGUGUUGAGUGUGUAAAGCAUCCUUCUCUUCCCUGUUGCCUUAAAUUCCAUUGUCUGAUUUGAAGUGGAUGUGUUCUUUACUGUGUUUGUUUUAGCGCAAUGCAACAACAGAUAGAGUAUUUUUUUAAAGUUCUUUUCUUUCUAGUUUCAUAAACUGUAAAUGGAUAAUGGAAAAGGUGACAGUUUGAUGUCUUAGAAGCCUGCAUUCAUGUCCAAAGUAAUUCAGAAACUAAUAAAAGUUCAACAUUA
This is a messenger RNA of Scleropages formosus (Asian bonytongue), 3449 nucleotides long. Its product is annotated as bcl-2-like protein 1. The record is from RefSeq and is a predicted model, not a curated record. The coding region runs from base 580 to 1254 and encodes 224 amino acids. The transcript is spliced from 3 exons. Gene Ontology annotation, cellular component: mitochondrial outer membrane. Gene Ontology annotation, molecular function: BH domain binding. Gene Ontology annotation, biological process: intrinsic apoptotic signaling pathway in response to DNA damage; release of cytochrome c from mitochondria; extrinsic apoptotic signaling pathway in absence of ligand. Lineage: Eukaryota; Metazoa; Chordata; Actinopteri; Osteoglossiformes; Osteoglossidae.